Messenger RNA from Myzus persicae (green peach aphid), 3208 nucleotides. RefSeq names its product pre-mRNA-splicing factor CWC22 homolog (gene ncm). Lineage: Eukaryota; Metazoa; Arthropoda; Insecta; Hemiptera; Aphididae. Gene Ontology annotation, cellular component: catalytic step 2 spliceosome. The record is from RefSeq and is a predicted model, not a curated record. Gene Ontology annotation, molecular function: RNA binding; protein binding. Gene Ontology annotation, biological process: mRNA splicing, via spliceosome. The transcript is spliced from 13 exons. Bases 141 to 3101 code for a protein of 986 amino acids.
GUCCGAUUCCCAUGGCCCGCCUGCGGUCUGUACAGUAUAUUAUGUUAUGUUAUCUGCUCCUUAUGUUUUAUUACAUUCUGUAGUUUUUGUUUUUGAUUUAGGAUUGAAUCUAGAAUAUUUGGUUCCUGACAAAGCUUAACAUGGAAAGUAAAGUGUGUAAAGUUAUUAACUCUAAGAGAAUCCACAGUGACGACGAUGACGAUAAUAUAAAUUCGAAACAAACAAGAAGACACACUAGUCGAGAUCGUCAGACAACGAAAGAUAAAUAUGACAAGGGUGGUAGUCGUAAUUAUGAACAGUUAAAAGUUGGUGAUCCGUACUACUCGGGUGGUGCUGCUACUACUGAUAACCGUAAAGGUGAAGAUCGUUAUAAGGAUGAGUCUAGGCAUAGACGACGUCAUAGGAGUAGAGAUCGUCAUGAGAAAGAAAACAGAUCUAGAAAUGCAGACAGCAAAAAAGAGGAAAAAAUCGGGGCUCCAUACUAUUCAGGUGGAAUAGCAGGGAUUGAUGAACGCGAGAGUGGUGAAGAAACAAGCAGCGAUGAAGAUGAUAAAAUUGGACAACGGUACUAUUCUACAGAAACUGAUACUCAAAGAAAGAAUAGUGAAAACUAUUGGAACAAAUAUGCAAAUAAAGAUAAAAAACCAAAUGGUGACAUAAAUGAUGUACCAUUACAUCAGAAAAAAACCGUGGAACUACUUACCUCUAAAACUGGAGGUGCAUACAUCCCACCUGCAAAAUUGAGAAUGAUGCAAGAAAGUAUCACCGAUAAAUCAAGUGCUGCAUAUCAAAGGAUUGCCUGGGAAGCUUUGAAAAAGUCAAUACAUGGUUUAACCAACAAGAUUAAUGUAGACAAUAUAGGAAAAGUUACUAGAGACCUACUUCGAGAGAAUAUUGUUCGGGGUAGAGGUUUACUAUGCCGGUCCAUUAUGCAAGCUCAAUUAGCUUCAACAACGUAUACCCAUGUGUAUGCUGCUUUAGUGGCCAUCAUAAACACAAAAUUUCCAAACAUAGGAGAAUUACUGUUGACAAGGUGUAUUGUACAAUUUAAAAGAGCAUAUCGUAGAAGUGAAAAAUCCCAAUGUUUAGGAUCAGUAACAUUUAUUGCUCAUUUGAUUAAUCAAAGUGUUGCGCAUGAAAUUUUGGCUUUAGAGUUGUUAACUUUAUUUGUAGAGACACCUACUGAAGAUUCAAUAGAAGUAGCUGUUGCAUUUUUGAAAGAAUGUGGCCAAAAAAUGAGUCAAGUCAGUAAAAAAGGAAUGAACGCCAUUUUUGAUAUGUUACGCAAUAUAUUACAUGAUGGGCAACUCGAUAAAAGGGUUCAAUAUAUGAUAGAAGUAAUGUUUCAAAUUCGCAAAGAUGGAUUCAAAGAUCACCCAGCUGUAAUUGAACAACUCGAUUUAGUACCUGAAGAGGAUCAGUUUACACAUUUACUAACUUUAGACUCUGCUAAAGAGCCUCAAGAUAUUCUCAAUGUAUAUAAAUUUGAUCCGGACUUUGAAGCUAAUGAAGAACGUUAUAAGUCAUUAAGAUCAGAAAUAUUAGGGUCAGACAAUGACGAUGAUAGUGAUUCAGAAAAUGAUGGUGAUGAUGACGAUGAUGAUGAUGAUGACAAUGAAGAAGACGAUGGUGAAGAAAAAGAAGGAGAAGGUAAAGUAAUCAUAGACAACACAGAAACAAAUAUGAUAUCAUUAAGAAAAACCAUUUACUUAACGAUACAUUCAUCAUUGGAUUAUGAGGAAUGUGCUCAUAAAUUAAUGAAAAUGCAAUUGAAACCGGGUCAAGAAAUAGAAAUGUGUCAUAUGUUUUUGGAUUGUUGUGGUGAACAAAGAACCUAUGAAAAGUUUUUUGGCCUUUUAGCACAACGGUUUUGUCAAAUAAAUAAUGUGUUUAUUGAACCAUUGGAAAAAAUUUUUAUUGACAGUUAUGCAACUGUCCACCGUUUAGAGACAAACAAAUUACGAAAUGUUGCAAGAUUCUUUGCACAUUUAUUGUUUACAGACUCUAUAUCAUGGGUUGUCUUAUCUACUAUACAUCUAAAUGAAGAAGAAACAACUUCUUCUAGUAGAAUUUAUAUUAAAAUUCUGUUCCAAGAAUUAGCCGAACACAUGGGACUUAAUAAAUUGAAUGCUCGAGUUCAGAAUCCGGAAUUAAAACUAGCUUUUGAAGGAAUUUUCCCCAAAGAUAACCCUAAAAAUACUAGGUUUUCUAUCAAUUUUUUCACCUCUAUUGGUUUGGGGGGCUUAACUGAUGAAUUGAGAGACUUUUUAAAAGUACAACCUAAACAAGUGCCUGCUGUUGCUCAAAUCAUUGACCAGCUAUCGGAAUCAUCAGAUAGUGACAGUGACAGUAGUUCAAGUAGCAGUAGUAGUAGUAGCAGCAGCAGUAGCAGCAGCAGCAGCAGCAGCAGCAGUAGUAGUUCCAGCGAUAGCAGCAGCAACAGUAGUAAUAGUUCAAACGACAAAAGAAUUAAAAAAAAAAAAGAUCAUGAUAAAUCGAAACAAAAUUUGGAAAGAAAGGAAAAUGAAAAACUUAAAAAAAAACAGACAAAUAAUGAAAUUGAAAAACCAAGAAGGUAUGAAGAAAGAAGGGACAAUGAUAUACCUCGACAAAAAGAAAACAAAAAUGAAAAUGAUAAUUGGAGAAGAAAUGACGAUAAAAAAGAUAAUGAUAAAUCAAGAAAAUACGAAGAAAGAAACGAUAAAUCUAGGAGAUAUGAUGAAAGGAAAGAAAAUAAUGAGAAACCUAAAAGAUAUGAGGAAAGAAGAGAUAAUGAUAUAUCAAGACGAAAUGAAGAAAGAAAGGAUAAUGAACGAUCUAGAAGAAAUGAAGAUAGAAAUGAAUAUGAUAUAUCGAAGAAAAAUGAAGAAAGAAAAGAAAAUUACAGACCUAGAAAAAAUGAUGAAAGAAAAGAAAAUGAUAGACCAAAAAGGAACGAAGAAAAAAAGGAUAAUGACAGGCAUAAUAGAAAUGAAAUUGACAAAUCUAAAAGAAAUGAAAAUGAAAAAUCUAGAAGAAAUGAAGACAGAAGGGAAAAUGAUAGAUCUACAAGAAGGAAUGAGGAAGGGAAAGAAAAUGAUAGACUUGGGAGAAAACGAUAAUUACAUGGUUUAGUUUUAUUUUAACUUUUAAAUAUUUUUUAUAUAAGUUAAGCAUUCAAUGUCAACAAUUUUUUUGUAACAACAAAAAUAAAUGAUUUGUUGAUUAA